Messenger RNA from Sesamum indicum (sesame), 2675 nucleotides. Its product is annotated as U-box domain-containing protein 6. Lineage: Eukaryota; Viridiplantae; Streptophyta; Magnoliopsida; Lamiales; Pedaliaceae. The record is from RefSeq and is a predicted model, not a curated record. Gene Ontology annotation, molecular function: ubiquitin-protein transferase activity. Gene Ontology annotation, biological process: protein ubiquitination.
CAAACUCUGAAACAAUUCUCUCUUCUUCUCUUCACCCUCCCUCCCAUCCUUUGCUCUUACUCAAGGUUUUAUGUACGUACGCCUUUCCACUGCUGUUUUCCUUGCUUCAACAUGGGGACUUGUCAGAUCGAAGAUUAUUUGCUUAGCACUGGUGAACCCAAGUUACAUGAUGAGAUGAGCAGGAGUCUACGUGCUUCAUAUGUGAAAGUCUUGACGAUAUUUCCCCAUGUAGAAUCAGCUAGGCCAAGGAGCAAGUCUGGCAUCCAGGCACUAUGUGCUUUACACAUAGCUCUUGAGAAGACUAAAAAUAUUCUUCAACACUGCGUCGAAUGUAGUAAACUUUACUUGGCAAUAACUGGAGACUCUGUUGUUCUGAAAUUUGACAAGGCAAGAAAUGUACUCGCGGAUAGUUUAAGGCGAGUAGAAGAUAUUGUUCCUCGUGUCAUUGGUUGUCAGAUUGCUGAAAUUUUAGACGAACUCAGGAAGAUUGAAUUCUCGCUUGAUCCAGUGGACAAGCAAAUUGGUGAUGAUAUCAUUGUAUUACUCCAACAAGGGAUAAACUCCAACCCCAGUUCUAGUGACAGCAAUGAGUUUCAAUCUUUUCACAAGGCUGCUUCUAAACUGGGUAUCACCUCUUCGAAAGCAAUACUUUGGGAAAGAAGGUCUUUAAAGAACCUCAUGGAAAGAGCACGGGGUGAGGAAAAUAAAAAGAAGGGGGCUAUCACAGCUUACCUUCUUCAUCUCAUGACAAAAUACUCAAAGUUGUUCAGGACUGAGUUCUCCGAUGACAAUGACUCGCAGGAGUCAACACCUUGCUCACCCUCUAUCGAUGGAUCUUUGGAGGAUAGUAGUUUGUGUGGCCGCAAUGGUUGUGAUUUUGACCGCCAAAUAUCAAAACUGAGUUCGCUCAGUUACAAGUCAAACUUUAGGAGAUCAGAGCAUAUGCCUGUCCCCCCAGAAGAGCUAAGGUGUCCAAUAUCAUUGCAACUUAUGUAUGAUCCAGUUAUUAUUGCUUCUGGGCUGACAUAUGAAAGGGUUUGCAUGGAAAGAUGGUUUGCUGAUGGGCAUAAUACUUGUCCUAAAACUCAGCAGCUGCUCCCUCAUCUUUCUCUGAUUCCCAAUUACUCUGUCGAGGGUUUGGUGGCUAGUUGGUGUGAACAGAACGGGAUUCCUAUUCCAGAUGGACCACCAAUAUCAGUUGAUCUCAACUAUUGGAGGCUACCGUUGUCAGAAAGUGAUUCUUCAAAUUCAAGGUUGAUAGGAAGUGUUGGUGCAUGCAACUACAAGGCUGUUAAAGUGGCACCUUUGAAUGAAGGCGGUAUCAUUGAGGAGGAUAAAGGAAAUGAAGAGGAAACAGUUUCUGCACGGCAGGAUGAUUAUGAAGUAAAUGCAUUUCGACUGUAUGAGGACUUUUUGAACAUUUUAGAGAAGGAGGAUGACCUAAUGAAGAAAUGCAAAGUGGUAGAGCAAAUAAGGCACUUGCUAAAAGAUGAUGAAGAAGCCAGGAUUUAUUUGGGGGCUAAUGGUUUUGUGAGGCUAUUUUUGGGUUUUCUGGAAGCUGCUGUUUCUGCCCGGAAUGGGAAGGCUCAGGAAAUUGGUGCAAUGGCCCUCUUCAACCUUGCUGUAAAUAAUAACAGAAACAAGGAAUUGAUGUUGGAAUCAGCAGUUCUUACAAUACUGCAGAAAAUGAUUGCUACCACUGAUUCGGUUGGAGCAGCAACGGCCCUUUACCUGAGUCUUUCCUACCUGGAGGAGGCCAAGCCUCUUAUUGGAACUACCGAGCCUGUCCCUUUCUUAAUCUGGGUACUUAAGCACUACACUGACGUACAAUGCAAGCUUGACGCACUGCACACGCUCUAUAAUAUUUCUAGUCAUCCUACUAAUAUCACUCAUCUUGUGUCAUCUGGCAUCAUCGAUGCCCUAGAAGAUAUUAUUGCACAUCCUAGCGACCAUAACUGGAGGGAGAAAUGUAUUCCUGUACUAAACUAUUUAGCAUCAAGCAAAGCUGCAUGUGACGACAUCACAGCAGCUCCUGGCCUCAUUAGAGGGAUUGCUACUAGUUUGGACGUCGGUGAGCAUGUCAAACAAGAACAAGCUGCAACAUGUCUUCUCAAAUUGUGCAACGCAAAUGAAAAAUGCAGCCAAGUUGUCCUUCACGAAGGUGUGAUACCUUCAUUGGUGUUGAUCUCGGUGAACGGGACAACAAGAGGGAAGCAGAAAGCCCAAAAGCUUCUAAUGUUGUUCCGGGAACAACAGCAGCGGGAUCCAUGGCCUGAUCGUACUCAGCAAUUGCGUGAGAUUAAUGCAGUGGCCUUGUCUGCUCGAGAUUCAAAACCAUUGAGGAAGAUGGAGUCCAGAAGAAAAGUAGGGAAGGCAUGGAAUAUUUGGUUCAAGAACAAGAGUUUUCCUGCUUACAAGUCUUGAAAAGAGUUGCUAAGUCACAUCAGUGGUUAGUGUUUUAAUGUUCUAUCGCCUGUAUUGAAUGGGUUUUUCCUCAACAACUAGGAUAGGUUCAUGUAAUGUUAUCCUUGUAAAUUUACUGUAGGUUUUCAGGGAAGCUUUUGACAAAAUUAGGUGUGAAUAGUUUUGUAUGAACUGCAUGCCACGAAUUAAGAGCUUGUUUGGUUGUACAAGAUAAUGGAUGCAUAAGUAAAAGUUUUAUAUUUGAUUCGGAA